This is a messenger RNA of Closterium sp. NIES-65, 2148 nucleotides long. The record is from the annotation of a GenBank genome assembly. NCBI's taxonomy places the organism in Eukaryota, Viridiplantae, Streptophyta, Zygnematophyceae, Desmidiales, Closteriaceae.
AUGUUCCGGUCCGUACGGGGAUCAUUUUCGUCACGUCAGGCCUUCAUCAGUGCAAGAGAGCCGUUCAGCAUCCACUGGCACGUUGCGGGUGGUGGGCUACGUGCGUGGCCACGGGAUCAACGUGAACCAGCUGGUGAGGAGGAUGAGGCGGUGAGGUCGAUUGACCAGGUGCUGGGUCCCAGUGCUGCUGGGGGAGCACUCACGUUUUUCUUUCUCCCACUCCCCCCCUUUCCUUUCCCUGUGCAGGUGCACAUUACAGGCGUGGGCGACUUUCAGCUGGCUCAGAUUGACCAAGUGCCCGACCCCUGUGCUGCUGGCGAGCAUGGGAGGCCGGGGGGGAGGGGCGGUGGGAGCAAGGGGAAGGAGAAGAAGAAAGGGGGGACGGCGAAAGAGGGAAUGGAGGAAGAGGAGGGAGAGGAGGGGGAGGAGGGGGAAGUGGAGGAAGAGGGGGAGGAGGAGGAGGAGGGGGGAGUGAGGGUGUUGGCUCGGUCGAGUGCAGAGCUGAGGGAUCCCCUUGUGGUUCUCAACACACUCGAUCCGCUGGCAGGCGAACAGGCGGCAUGGAUGCAAGGUGGUGACGAGGAGGAGAGCGAGGGGGAAGAGGAGGACGGGGAGGAGGGACAGGAUGGAGAGGAGGGAGAGGAGGCGAUGGAGGAGGGAGAGGAGAGGGAUGGGGGUGAGCAGGGAGGAGCAGAGGAGGAGGAGGAGGGGUCGGGGAGUGAUUGGGAGGAGGUGGAUGAGGAUGAUGGUGUGGGAGGGGAGAGGCUGGAAGGAGGCAGCACCCACGAUGGGCUCAUGGUGCGUGCUGCUCUCAUUCCAUGCCCAGAUGACAACAACCCCUCUCCGUUCCCCUCUCAUCCCCCCCCUUGGAUGAAAAGGAGCAGAGGCAGAGAGGCCGCCUUAGAAACACACCCAUCAAAACCCCUCACAGAGAUUCAUGAGGACAUUGCCUCCACCAUCGUCACUCACCCCUCCCCCCGUGUGUGUGUGUGGCAGGAGGAGGAUGAUGCAGAGGGGGAGGCGGAGAAGAGGGCGCGGGCACAGUGGGAAGAGAUGAAGCGACUGAGGACACAGCAGCAGGAGGACCAGGGUGGGUGUGGUGUGGGGCAUGGGAAUGCUGAGGUUCAGGAAUUCCCCGACGAGGUGGACACACCUGACGACAUCCCGGCCCGCCAGCGCUUUGCCAAGUACCGCGGACUCAAGUCCUUCCGCUCCUCGCCGUGGGACCCCAAGGAGUCCCUCCCCCCCGAAUACGCGCGCAUCUUCUCCUUUGACAACUGGAAAAGGACGCAGAAGGCCGCGGAGGAGCGGGCGGCAGCAGUGGAUCGGGGCGAGGUGCCCGGGUCGGUUGGGGCGGGGACGUUUGUCAGGUUGCACAUUAUGAACGUGCCAUGCUUCGAAGCAGAGCGUCUGCAGCACGAGGUGACCAAACGUGGGCUGCCACUUGUCGUGACGGGGCUGCUGCAGCACGAGACGCGCAUGACAGUGCUGCACUUCUCAGUCAAGAAGUCCGACUCCUUCGCCCCCCCCAUCAAGUCCAAGCAGCGCCUCCUCUUCCACUGCGGCUUCCGAAGGUUCUACUCUCGCCCCACCUUCUCAACGGAUGACAUCAAUCUCGAUAAGCACAAGUUCGAGCGCUUCCUGCACCCCGGAAGGUUCGCGGUAGCUUCCAUCUUCGCACCCACGCUCUUCCCGCCGCUCCCCCUCCUCGUCUUCGCCGACCCGUCUGCGGCCAAUCAGCACACAGGAGAGGGUGUGGGGGGAGGGAGUGUAGGAGGGAGUGUGGUGGGGGGAAGUGUGGUGGGCGAGGGCGAGGAGCUGCAGCUGGCGGCAACAGGGGCUUUAAGAGGGCCGGACCCCGAUCGGAUCAUCCUCAAGAAGAUUGUGCUGUCGGGCUACCCCGUGUCAGUGAUGAAGCGCAAGGCAGUGGUGCGAUACAUGUUCCACCAGCCAGAGGAUGGCAGGUGGUUCCAGCCAGUGGAGCUCUUCACCAAGUACGGCCGGAGGGGGCGCAUUCGCGAGCCUGUGGGCACCAAAGGAGCAAUCAAGUGUGUGUUCGAUGGGGUGGUGCAGCAGCGCGAUGCCGUCUGCAUGGCUCUCUACAAGCGAGUCUACCCCAAGUUCCCCGUCCUGCCAGCCUCUCUUUGA